Molecule: messenger RNA, 1656 nt
Organism: Rhagoletis pomonella (apple maggot)
Lineage: Eukaryota; Metazoa; Arthropoda; Insecta; Diptera; Tephritidae
Product: protein purity of essence-like
Exons: 1
Coding region: 16-1641 (541 amino acids)
Source: RefSeq, a predicted model, not a curated record
CCAUUAUUUCUAAAUAUGUAUGUCUUUUUCUUGCAGGAAAUUCUCGAUUUCAACCAUUUCGAUAGUGAGCGCACACCCGAAGAAGAAUUUAAAAUGGAGCUCUUCUGCGUGCUAACCAAUCAAAUAGAACAUAACUGUAUCGGUGGCACCUUAAAAGACUAUAUUGUAGGAUUGGGUAUUGUUGAGCGUGCCAUCGCUUAUAUUACCAAGCAUGCACCUUGCGUUAAGCCAACACUACUGCGCACCGAUUCCGAUGAAUUGAAAGAGUUCAUCUCGCGUCCAAGCCUGAAGUAUAUUCUACGUUUCCUCACUGGACUCGCAAGCAAACAUGAGGCUACACAGCUUGCCAUCAGCAAAGAUAUUAUACCAAUAAUACAUCGUCUCGAGCAAGUAUCCAGUGAUGAGCAUGUCGGCAGUUUGGCAGAAAAUCUUCUAGAGGCUUUGUGCACCGACGAAGCUACUGCAACAAGGGUACAGGAAGUGCGUGACUUCACACGCGCCGAAAAGAAACGCUUAGCGAUGGCCACACGUGAGAAACAACUAGACGCUCUGGGCAUGCGCACGAAUGAGAAGGGUCAAGUGACAGCUAAAGGUUCUAUACUUCAAAAAAUUGAAAAAUUGCGUGAUGAAACUGGUCUGACCUGCUUCAUAUGCCGCGAAGGUUAUGCCUGCCAGCCAGCCAAAGUACUGGGCAUCUACACAUUCACGAAACGUUGCAAUGUUGAGGAGUUUGAAUUGAAGUCGCGUAAAACUAUUGGUUACACCACUGUCACACACUUUAAUGUGGUGCAUGUGGACUGCCAUACCUCGGCCAUACGUUUGGCACGUGGCCGUGAUGAGUGGGAACGUGCUAGUUUGCAAAACGCCAAUACUCGCUGUAACGGUUUACUACCACUUUGGGGUCCAGACGUUUCGGAAGCCGCUUUCUCGGCAUGUAUGACACGUCACAGCAGUUACAUGCAAGAGAGCACGCAACGUUGUGACAUUUCCUUCCCCAGCAGUAUACACGAUCUGAAAAUGAUACUGAUGCGAUUCGCAUGGGAGCGUAGCUUCCACGAUGAUGCUGGCGGUGGUGGUCCCCAAUCGAAUAUGCACUUUGUGCCCUAUUUGCUCUUCUAUGCAGUUUAUUUGCUGUUGUCCUCACGCUCAACCGCUCGUGAUUGCAAAACCUUAAUUGCAUAUUUGACGGCCGCCCCUUCGGAUAAGUGGUUGGAAUGUGGUUAUGAAGUCGAGGGGCCGUUGUAUAUGUUAAGUAUAUCAUUGGCAUUACACAGCCAUGAAACAUGGAAUAAGCAUAAAUUGGCACAUUUGAAACGUUUAAUAGCCGUAGCUCAGGCGCGUCACAUCUCACCAUCGGUGCUGUGCAAGGCACUUUUAUCGCAAAGCGAUCGCCAAACGAAAGAUUACAUUGUCUAUCAUCCAUUUUUGAUGAUGUGGGCUCUGAUCGAUUUAAUCUAUAGCGUACUAUUCAAAUCCGUAAGCACUCCGAAAGAGGAAGAUUGGUCGAUUUCGUUGUUCGAUUACAUACGAAAGAACGAUGAAGCUAUGCUAAAGUCCACAGACACAAUUUUGCAAACUUUCACCGAAGAAUUUCUGCCGUGCACAAGAUUCGGCGAAUUCUGUGAUGUAGCUGGUAAGUGAAUUAAAUGUGUUUUU